Messenger RNA from Cottoperca gobio, 1719 nucleotides. RefSeq lists its product as uncharacterized. Bases 718 to 1449 code for a protein of 243 amino acids. The transcript has 7 exons. Gene Ontology annotation, biological process: fatty acid beta-oxidation. Gene Ontology annotation, molecular function: 2,4-dienoyl-CoA reductase (NADPH) activity. NCBI's taxonomy places the organism in Eukaryota, Metazoa, Chordata, Actinopteri, Perciformes, Bovichtidae. Gene Ontology annotation, cellular component: mitochondrion. The record is from RefSeq and is a predicted model, not a curated record.
UAAGGUGUUGAUCAACGUCGUUCAAACAUUAGGUUAGCUCAUAGUUAAGAACCUUUAAUACAUGACAACAUCUGAGAAAAGCAAUAGUCGACUUGUCAGUACGUUAGCAUUAGCUUAACCUUUUUCCACACUGACUAGCUAGUUUUGCUAGGUUACCGGUUACUGUUGCGUUUUUGUCUUUUUUUUUUUUUAAAUGGCGAGAAAAUCACACCAAAUGUCUUAAAAAUAUGCGCCAAUAUAAAACUCUAGCGCUUUUACUAAAACGAAUUUGAUUUAAAAAAAUAAAAUAAAAAAUAAAAAUACCAUUCGUGUAGUUUCAGAAAUGUGCGAGCUGUUAUAUUCGGUUCACAUACAAUCCACCAACCAACAAAAAGUCGACUUUUAGAAUGUAACUAACCGCCAACCAACGUGUUUAAUCUGUGGGGAAAGACCCAGGAAGUAACAGCGAAAAGUUCAACGGUCAUAUGAAGAAGAGUUUCGUGUUGUUUUGGACAUACGCCGAAAUAAAGGGCGACUCUUGUUGAUUUCGAUAUCGUUGUGUCUCUGGUUUAGAAGGCGUGGCUUCAGUGACACUGCUGGUAGAAGGGCGGAACUGUGGCCCCUGUCUUUAGUUUAAAGCAUCCUGGGUUGGCCAAGAUGCUCUGCACAAGUUACCAGCUUCACUUCCAGCACACACAGACAGUCAUCCUCCAGUAGGCCUGUGCAGCUGCAGCCAGCAUGUCAAACUCGGACAGGGUUGUGUUAGCCCUAGGAGGAGCGGGCACAGUGGGCUCUGGAAUAGUUAAAGCCCUGCUGGAUAAAGGUUUCAAAGUUGCAGUGAUCUCCAGGGAAAGCAGUCGGCUGGAGAGGCUCCAAUCAUUCGUGUCUCCCAACACACAGGAUCACCUCACCACCAUAGUGGGGAAUGUGGGGUCAGAGGAGGGAGCAGAGCAGGCGAAGCAGGCCCUGCUGAAGGCGGUGGGGAAGGUGACAGACAUUGUCUCCUCUCUGGGCUUCAGUUGGUGGCAAGGAGGACCCCCACACACACAGUCUCUCAAAGACCUACACUGGGUGGUUGAGACAUUACUUUUCAGCACAUUUGUGUCAUGGAAGGCCUUCUUCCCCUUGGUGAGGGACAACUCCGACUCUACCUACACCUUCAUAACAGGAGGAGCAGGUGAGAAGUUGCUGAUGCCCGGUACCGGCUUCUUGACAGUAGGAGCUGCCAGCACCCUGGCAUUCUGCCAGGUACUACGAGAGGAGUAUCCUGACGUGCCCUGCAAACUCAACCAGGUGAAGAUCAACACAGGUGUAGCCACUCCAGAGCGUAUGGCACCGGGUUACCUGAACCAUCUGGACCUGGGCGAGGCUGUUGCCACCCUUGUGGAAAGACAAAAUACCUCCCACACCGUGUUCGCCGUCAACUGCCCUGCAGACUUAAAAACUGUCCUACUGGAGAGGAGCCUUUAGGCAUGGGAACCAUUGUUCCAGUAACCUACCUUGUUGCUACAGUGACAGUCUACACGCCCUCUGCUCCUGCUCUAACUCUCCACAAACACAUUUAAAGUGUUGUUCAUUUAUUUUCUUCUCCAACAACUCUCAACCCCAUCCAACUUUAUUUGAAUUUUCUGUUGUUGGCUAAUUCUGUAUAUUCAGCUUCUGUUCUCAGAUGGUUAGCGAUAGUUUUCUCUGCAUGUGCUGUGAUAUGUCUGUAAAAGAAAGCAUAGGAUUUCUAAUAUU